Molecule: messenger RNA, 1120 nt
Organism: Xenopus laevis (African clawed frog)
Lineage: Eukaryota; Metazoa; Chordata; Amphibia; Anura; Pipidae
Gene: nme3.L
Product: NME/NM23 nucleoside diphosphate kinase 3 L homeolog
Exons: 5
Coding region: 95-562 (155 amino acids)
Biological process (GO): CTP biosynthetic process; UTP biosynthetic process; GTP biosynthetic process
Cellular component (GO): mitochondrial outer membrane; cytoplasm
Molecular function (GO): nucleoside diphosphate kinase activity
Source: RefSeq, a predicted model, not a curated record
GCAUGCCCUGCCAGCCGUAGGUUGAAGAUCGCUGCUAAAGAGAUGGAGUAGAGAAGGGAGUGGGUUUUCAGUACUACUUGCAUUGCAAAUAGAGAUGUCCUGGACGGGAAUCAAUGAGCGCACUUUCCUGGCCAUCAAGCCUGAUGGUUACCAACGGCGACUGCUUGGCGAGAUCAUUCGCCGCUUUGAGAAAAAGGGAUUCCGUCUCGUGGCCAUGAAGAUAGUGCAGGCCUCGGAGAAACUGCUCAAGCAGCAUUACAUUGCCCUGCAGGACAAGCCCUUCUAUGACCGGCUGGUAAAGUACAUGGGUUCUGGACCAGUGGUUGCCAUGGUGUGGCAGGGCUUGGAUGUGGUGAAGACUGCACGUCUAAUGAUCGGGGAGACAAACCCAGCUCACUCUUUGCCGGGCACAAUCCGAGGAGAUUUCUGCAUUGAUGUCGGCAGGAAUGUUAUACAUGGCAGUGACUCCAGGGAGAGUGCCGAGCGGGAGAUCGCUCUUUGGUUCCAGCCUGAUGAACUUGUUUAUUGGCAAGACAGUGCUGAGAGCUGGAUAUAUGAAUAAUGAGCCACCCUACAAUGUUCUAGUGCCGUCACUUCGGGCAUUGAGACUGUGCCCGGAUACGCUGAGUGCUGUGCUUGGAAGCAUUAAGGGACUUACAGUAAACUGGAGGGCAAAGCCCAGGAAUUCCGUCCAGCAGGGUAGCGUUAGUGGAGAAUGCGGUUUUUGCUCUGCCUCUCCCGCACUCCAAAUCAGCUCUUACCCAGAUUCUACAUGCAGUAACCCUUUCUUUUCUAAAAUUGAGUUCUUUUUCACUUUUUCUGCUUUAUUUCUACUUGUUUAUCAAGUGAUAUUUGGAUAACAGCAUAACCAUGUGGUGAGGGUAUUGUGGGUAAAAAAAAUCAUGAUAAGGGCUAUGUGGGAGAGAAGAGACAUGAAGUAGGUGUAUUUUGGGUGAGUGGUUGUGGUCUGUAUGUUGAGAAUCUGUAUAAAUUAGUAAUUGGAAAUAAAGUGGACAUGAAAUAGCUAGUGCUGAAUGCAUAAGAAAGGGUUAAUGCACAGGGGAAUCUGGAAGCUUUUCUAAUUUUUUUUUUUAAUAAAAUCAAAAGCAAAAAAAAAAAA